Molecule: messenger RNA, 345 nt
Organism: Suillus bovinus
Lineage: Eukaryota; Fungi; Basidiomycota; Agaricomycetes; Boletales; Suillaceae
Exons: 1
Source: RefSeq, a predicted model, not a curated record
UUGCCUGAAGCAGUUUGGAAUACCUUGGAGCUAUAUGGACUGAAAAAUCGGAUCAUGGCAGUUGUGUGCGAUAACGCCUCAAAUAACGACACCCUACUUCAAACACUUGAAGAGAAAUGUGCCGAUGAAGGAAUUGACUUCUCCGCUAAGCACUCGCGCACCCGCUGCUUGCCGCACAUUGUCCAUUUGGCCGCCAUGCAGCUGCUUGAAGGUAUUGGAGCUAUCAAGCCAGAUGCGAAGCAAAAUAAACGAGUUGCAAUAUUGUAUCAAGAAUCAGUCACAGCACCGCUCGGUCACGAGCAUGAUGACUAUGCAGCUCUUCUUGACGAGGCUGAAGACGAUACU